AUGGCAGGCGUUGGAGCGAGAUGUCGGAAAAGGCUGCGGCAGGAGAACGCGUGCCCCGACGCGCAGGUCGCGCGCGUAUGGCCACCCGACACCGCACUCCCCCGCCUCCGGUGUCCCCACGGCGUGUAUGCAAACGUGAAACACGCCGUGUGCCUGGGCGCGUACGAUUUCUCACAAGCACUUCUUGUUCGAUCGUUUUGUCGCCUCGCAGCACCUCCUCGAUCGGCAGCAAUGGCCGUGAAGAAGGACAACAAGGCGGCGGCAUCCUCGUCGUCGGCGAAGCCCGCCAAUGCCGGCAGUGGGAAGCAGCAGCAGAAGAAGAAGAACUGGAGCAAGGGGAAGCAAAAGGAGAAGGUCAACAACGCCGUGCUGUUCGACCAGGCCACCUACGACAAACUGCUGUCCGAGGCGCCCAAGUACAAGCUCGUCACCCCCUCCGUCCUCUCUGAGCGCCUUAGGAUCAAUGCGUCCCUGGCUAAGAAGGGCAUCAAGGACCUGAUGGCAAGGGGGCUCGUGAGGGAGGUGUCCCUUCAUGCCAGCCAGCAGAUUUUCACCAGGGCUACCAAUGUACCAUCGAGUUAGUUAUAUUUGCUAGUGGCGUUUUUCUAGUCCAGCACUAGGCUAAUAAGAAAAUGAGUUGUAGAUUAAUAAA
Molecule: messenger RNA, 652 nt
Organism: Triticum dicoccoides
Lineage: Eukaryota; Viridiplantae; Streptophyta; Magnoliopsida; Poales; Poaceae
Product: 40S ribosomal protein S25-like
Exons: 6
Coding region: 1-582 (193 amino acids)
Source: RefSeq, a predicted model, not a curated record